AUGCAGCUCACUUCCUUCGCCAUUACUUACAUCCUGAGCGUUGGAGCCCUCGUCAGCGCAGCUCCUCUCGCUGGUGUUGACGCGUGCGCCGCCGUGGGCGAUGUCGUCUCUCUUCUCACGGGGCCCCUGAAGUCGCGGGCCAGCUCCUUCUGCUCUGAUUAUCUGGGUGGACCAAAGACGACAGUUUUGGUCCAGACGGCGACCGUGACGGGAGCUACUGUGACCUCGCUGGCCACCCUCCCCAACCAGACACAGACCGCAACUGCGUCAACAACCACCAUCACCACCAUCACCUCGACAGUCACGCAGCGGGAGGCCAACCCCACCACCACCGUCGCGGUGACCGCCACCGCCGCUAUGCGGACAGUCUACCAGCGCGGACUCACCACGGUCCCCGUCCCCAUCCCCACGCCGCUGCGCAUCUUUGCUGCCUCCAAGAUCUCGAGUGCCUGCUCCUGCAUUGUGGCGCUGCCCACGACGACACUCCGCAGCACAGCGACCCAAAACGUGGCUGGGCCCGUGACGACACAGACCGUCCAGGGUCGGACGGUAACCGUAACCUAUACCUUCACCGUGCAAGAGACCACCAGCUUCAUCACCACGCAGACUGUGCCCGCCACGGGGACCGACACCACCACCGCAACCGUCACGACCGUCACGCCGAUCCUGGUCAAGCCCAAGAUCUGCAACGCCAAGGGCUUGCCCAAUAUUUUGAGCUAUACCUCCAACUUCAACACCAACCAGGCCGCCUGCAUCGCCUCGUGCAAGAACGACAGUCGAUGCUUGUCCACUGGCUUCUACAUCGUCACCGACCCCUUUACCGGCACGUCGACGGGUACCUGUCGCAGUUAUGACCAGCCUGUGGCAGACACGGCCGAUCUGGGAUCUGGUGGAACUUACACCUUCAACGAUAAGGCUUGCUAA
Microdochium trichocladiopsis is the source of this 924-nucleotide messenger RNA. RefSeq lists its product as uncharacterized. Lineage: Eukaryota; Fungi; Ascomycota; Sordariomycetes; Xylariales; Microdochiaceae. Bases 1 to 924 code for a protein of 307 amino acids. The record is from RefSeq and is a predicted model, not a curated record. The transcript has a single exon.